AGCCGAACCCUGGUGACGUCAGCCGUACGUAAAGACCCAGCCUCGCGGCCUGAGCGUUCUUUCGCCUCUCUCGCGCUGCUCGGUCGACAGGUCUGCUCUGUGUCUCCGGACGACUCAACACCGACUCGGCAAAAAUGAUCAUCUACAAGGACAUCAUCUCCGGCGACGAGAUGUUCUCUGAUGCCUUUUGCGUCAAAGAAGUCGAAGGCGGGUUCCUGUACGAAGUUGAAGGAAAGAGUGUCUGCAGGACAGAUCAAAUCGAUGAUACUCUCUUUGGGGCCAACCCUUCUGCAGAAGAGAUUCAGGACACCAAUGACGCCUCAACUGCCAGCGGUGUGGACAUCACCCUCAACCACAAACUGCAAUCGACGUCUUUUGAUAGGAAGCAGUACCUGGCCCACAUUAAGGAAUAUAUGAAAGAGAUCAAGAGCAGGCUGGAAAAGGAAAGACCAGAAAGAGUGGAGGAAUUCACAAAAGGCAUGCCAAGUGUGAUUGGGAAGAUUAGUAAAAACAUUAAGAACUACGAGUUUUAUACUGGAGAGUCCAUGAACCCAGAAGGAAUGGUGGCCCUGCUGGAUUACCGCGAGGAUGGCAUUACACCAUUCAUGCUUUUCUUCAAAGAUGGUCUGGAGAUUGAGAAAUGUUAAAUGACCUGGAUCUACAUUUCAAUUGGCUGCUGCUUCCUAAAUGGCCCCAAGAGCAGACCGAAGAUCACUAUUUUGCAUCAUGCCUAAACAGAAACAUUCUUACACAAUUCCUAUAUAUAUUUGCAUUAUAGUCCACAGUACCACUCCCACGACAAGGUGAUUCAAACAGACAUCUGAUUUUAAUAACUUCUUUUUGGCUUUUGCAGUGUCUAUUUGUCCCACGUUUUGCAAUUUGAAAAUAAAAGGCAGGACGUUGAGCAAAGCUCCGAUGAACUGAAAGAUGCAUUUUUUUCUUCCUAUGCAUACUGUUUUAGCAAUGAUCCAUACAGAUUGACCUAACCGGACCUCUCUGUUUAUGGUUGCAUCAAAUUAAAUUCCAUCUACAAUGAAGACAUGAUAGGAAAAUACAAACAAGUACCACCAA
Molecule: messenger RNA, 1071 nt
Organism: Paralichthys olivaceus (Japanese flounder)
Lineage: Eukaryota; Metazoa; Chordata; Actinopteri; Pleuronectiformes; Paralichthyidae
Gene: tpt1
Product: tumor protein, translationally-controlled 1
Cellular component (GO): cytoplasm
Molecular function (GO): calcium ion binding
Source: RefSeq, a predicted model, not a curated record